AUGGCUAAGGAAGCAGUGAGGAAAUUCAACAAAGACUCUGCUGCUAUCGCUGUUGAGGCCUCUGCAAGCAAGCCUAAGAAGGCUACGACUAAGAAGCCAACUCGCAAACCACCAAGUUCCCCAGCAAUGCCCUCAUGGCCAAGCUCAUCUAUGCCCUCAAGGAAAAUUCCUCAAGUUGCUCCAGUUCCUCCUGUUGCAAAACCCUCAGUUGCUCUGACAAAGUCAUCGACACCUGCUGUUGAUGAAAAUGAGAGCACCAGGGCUGAUGAAGCUAUUGCAGCCGCUGAUGAAAUUGCCAGGGAAACCACUAGUGUUGCACCUGAAGAACAAGCCAGGCCAGCUGAAGCAUCUACUGCUGCGCCUGAAGACACUGAACAAGCCAGGGCAACCGCAUCAGUUGCGCCUGAGGUAAAUGAACCAAUUUCCUCCGCUCCUUCUGCACCAACACCAAGUCCUAUUCUUCCUUCUGCAUCAGAAGCGAAGAAAACCAAAGCUGCGGAGCGAGCAACAGUGAAGAAAAGGAAAGCAUCCGCCGCCUCAGAGUCUUCAGCACCAAAGAGAGUGAAGAUUUGA
Molecule: messenger RNA, 573 nt
Organism: Aegilops tauschii subsp. strangulata
Lineage: Eukaryota; Viridiplantae; Streptophyta; Magnoliopsida; Poales; Poaceae
Source: RefSeq, a predicted model, not a curated record